Megalopta genalis is the source of this 1219-nucleotide messenger RNA. RefSeq lists its product as uncharacterized. The record is from RefSeq and is a predicted model, not a curated record. Lineage: Eukaryota; Metazoa; Arthropoda; Insecta; Hymenoptera; Halictidae.
AACGAGGUCGCUCGUACAGAUAUGUACGAUCCGUUAACCGGUCAGUCGAGUCUCGAUCGUUCAUCGAAGAUGUCCUCUCGCAGCGACUAACUUCCCAAUCGGACAAUGAGAAUUUAUCGUUUGCUCUUUCUCGUCCUUUUCAUUGUCCGAAGCUCUACCGAAAGUGUUGGCAAGAGGACCGUCGAACGAGAAGAGGGGUCAGCGAAUUCUGUGAAAAAUGUAUCUUCGAGGAAGUACUCGAAGAACGUAACGGAAUUAACAUGGUCGCUGAAACAAGCCGACAAUGCUACGACGACGAACCAGAGUAGCCAGGUCACCGCGACCAGGCAAGGUCCUUGUCAAUGCGGCGGUGGUCUCUGCGGAUGCUGCUCCAAGAUUUUAUACAACACCUGGAAGCAAAAGGCUUGCGUGAACGUGUCUUACGAUGCCGACGAGUUCAGCUUCACCGCAAAAGUUUCGAUGAACGACAGAGUUCUGUACACGAGAACGGUUUCCGGCAAAAAUCCUCGCCCGAUAUGCGUACCGGUGCCACGACUGCCGAUCGUGAAGGCUUGCAUCAGGUUCUACAACAUUUAUUUCCAAGGAAGGAACGUUCACAUGUGCGUAAACAUGGAGGGAAAAUUCAGAGAAACCACGUUAUUCAAAGUUGGAUUGGAUUGCCUCAGAUUCGGUUCCAACGGUUUAGCUCUGGUGAAGCCAGAGGAUGGAGGAGGAAUAGGUCAAGUAGAAUUUUUACCAGACGACGACGGAGCGGAAGAGGACGAUUACGAUUACGACGACGACGACGACGACGACGACGACGAUAACGAUGACGACGAUGACGACGACGAUAUACUCGAUUUGUGAGAAAACGCAAGUGUUCUGUUUAUAACCUGGGUGAACAACCUAAUUGCUCAAAUUAUGCGCAACCGGUGCCAUUCUCAGCAUGACAAUGUUUUUUUAUUAUAUUCUUUUUGUAUGGAAAGAAUAAUGCGAUAAUUAUAUUAUUUAUCGUUUGUUAUAACUAGAUCGUACUUGCACAGGUCUUUGUCGAUCGAUUUAGGAAUGCUGCACUAUAAAAACGAAAUUUUUUUUUGAUAUUCAUUAUAUUCUUUAUCAAGAAAUGUAGUUUAGACGUAGAUAAUGUAAUUAAUGCGUUUCAGAUAAAACAAUCAUUAUAAAUAAUUAUUACAUAUAAGAGAGAAAGCGUAUAAAACGAAUAAACGGAUGCGGUAAAAAG